UGACGUCACAUGUGGGUGGUUGCUGCUACGUGGACAGGAAGUACCUAGCUCAGCUAGCCAGUCGCCAAAAAUACCAAAACAAAUCGACGGUGCAGGCGAAAGACGGUUCAUGAAGCAGCAUAACAUUUAAACAUGUCAUGAUUGAGGCAAGGCGUUUCAUUGCACUUUAUGGAUUACCGAGCUUUCUCUAUGGAGUAUUCUUUGACGUGGAUCGAUGAAAGGUUUGCCUGAUUGUUGUUAGCUAGCUAACAUUAGUUGCCUAACCAGCUAACGUUAGCUAGGUAGCCAAGUUAGACAACUCGCUGCUUAGCAUUUCCUUUUUUGGAGUAACAAAACUUAGCUAUACCAGAUCGAGAUUGUCAUAAGUCAACUAUAUUGUUAGCUAACCUCAUUUGAAAGUGCAUACUCCUAGCUAGCUAACCUGGUCACUAACGUUAGCUAGCUAGCAAUAGACCGCUAUGAGUUGGUUCAGUUCUACCCAACUGUCAAGCUUUGCCAAACAAGCUUUGACAACAGCUCAGAAGUCCAUCGACCGCGUACUGGACAUUAAAGAAGACGAAUGGGGUGACACAGUGGUAAUGCCUUAUGACGAUCUACCAGGGAAGACUCCAUUGAGCGGUGGAUGGGGGAUGACACAAUGGGACUCUCCCCCGGAGGAAUGCACCACAACUCUCCCCCCAUCAUCUGAGGCCAUCACGACCCCUGUCACCCGCAUGGUUGUGGAUGAAACAGAGAACUUCUUCAGUGCUUUUCUGCCCUCAGGAGAGCUCCAGGGUGUCAUGGACACUCAGGUAGUCUCUGUGCCGCCCACCAAGUCCCACAGGCGGCCACAGGAGAAGGAUGAGGAGGACAAGGACGAUGUGGACCCUCACAAGACAGGCCUGACAGAGACCAACAGACUGGAAGACCAGGAAGCUACUGAGAACCAGGCUGUCCUGACUGAGUCCUCAAGUCUAUGGUCUUCCUCUGAAAUUGUUCUCGUUCAGACACCAGACUCUCCAGUCCUGGCUCAGGGUGAUUCUCCUGAUGACACUGACAGCCUACUAAUCAGUGAGAGCUGGAUAGAAUCAACUGUGGAUGAUACAACUGCUGUUUCUGAGGAUGCACGAACUGAACGACCAUUUACUCCCUCAGAAACCCAACAUGAUUAUGAUGAUCACAUCUCUGAACCCACCGUCAACACUGAACUAGAGCCCCCCUUCAAUCCAUCUCCUCCCACACCCCCUAGGGAAAUCUUAUUGGAGGCCAAAGACCCCAAAGUGGAGGACAGGCAGAGUGACACACCCUCCCCUAAAUCGGAGGACAGACAGAGCAACACCCCCUCCCCUCCUGUCAGCGCCUUCUCCUCAGGCACCUCCACCACUAGUGAUAUUGAGGUUUUGGACCAUGAGAGUGUACAGAGCGAGAGUUCAGCCAGUUCCAGGCAGGAGAUAGCAGAGGCCAAAGCAGGCCUCCACCUGAUGCAGGGCUCCUUCCAGCUUCUCUCAGCCUCUGCCUGUGGGGACUUCCCCCGCUUAGAGGACUACCCCAAGCUGACCGAGAGCUGUGGAUCCUCCUCAGAUGCCUUUGAGCGCAUCGACUCGUUCAGCAUGCAGUCCCUGGACAGCCGCAGUGUCAGCGAAGUCAAUUCUGAUGAUGAGAUCCCAGGGAGCCGGACACUGGCAUCUGUCACCGCAGGGCCCACGCCUUCUCCGCCUGUCAGAGUGGCAACCACUGCACAGGAACGGGAAAAAGAAGAGGAGGAGAAGCAGCAGGAGGAGGAAGAAGAUGAUGAAGAGGGGCUAACAGAAACAAUGAAGGAUCAGUCUCUGGAUGAGAAUGAGAUGGAGGAGAGUGGUCGCAGUGCUACACCUGUUAACAGCGAGCAGCCUGAGGACCUAAUAGAACAGGAAUCAGAGGCGGACGUCACGCUGUCAGGUCCCACCCCUGACCAUGAGGAACAGUUGCCCCCACCAAUAACGGAAGAGAAAAGAGGGGUGUCAACAUGUCAGAUUCUGGAGCUUCAAAAGGUAAUUGAUGAGCUGUCAAGCCGCCUUGAGAAGAGGGAGUUACAGCUGCUGUCAGUCAGCAAAGACAAAGCCAGGCUGGAGGAGGAGUGUGACAACCUUAAAGAUGAGGUGAUAGGUCUUAAGGAGGAGAGUUCCAGUGUGCAGUCUCUGAAGGAGGAGUUCACCCAGCGCAUCGCAGACACAGAGAGGAAAGCCCAGCUAGCGUGCAAGGAGAGGGAUAUUGCCAAGAAGGAGAUAAAGGGGAUGAGGGAAGAGCUGUCCACCAGACUGAACUCCAACGAGACUAUGGAGAUCAUCAGAGAGAAGGAGGAGCAGAUCCGCGAACUGCUGGAGGAGGGUGAGAAGCUGUCCAAGCAGCAGCUGCAGCACUCCAACAUCAUCAAGAAGCUGCGUGUGAAGGAGAAGGAGAGCGAGACCAAAAUCACCAAACAGAACAAGAAGCUGAAAGAUCAGGAGGAAGAGCUCAAACACCUACAGCAGGUUCUGGAUGAGAAGGAGGAAGUGGAGAAGCAGCACAGGGACAACAUUAAGAAGCUGAACGUGGUGGUGGAGCGCCAGGAGAAGGACAUGACCAAACUCCAGAGUGACUCAGAGGAGCUCCUGGAAAACAACAGGAGCCUGCAGGCUGCCCUCGACAACUCCUACAAGGAACUGGCUGCACUGCACAAAGCCAAGGCAAGCCAUGCCAGCGAGGCCCAGGAGGCUGCUUUGAGCAGGGAGACCCAGGCCAAGGAGGAGCUGGCUCUGGCCCUGGUGAAGGCCCAGGAGGAGGCCCGCAUGCAGCAGGAUGCUCUGGUCAACCAGGUGGCUGAUCUGCGGCUGGCUCUGCAGAGGGCUGAACAGCAGCAGGCCAGGAAAGAAGACUACCUGAGGGAGGAGAUCAGUGACCUGCAGCAGAGACUGCAGGGGGCGGAGACCAGGAACCAAGAACUGAGUCAGAGUGUUACCUCUGCAACGCGGCCGCUGCUCAGACAGAUCGAGAACCUGCAGGCCUCGCUGGGGGGCCAGACGGCAUCAUGGGAGAAACUGGAGAAGAGCAUCUCAGAUCGACUAGUUGAAGCACAGGCCCAGCUGGCUGUUGCCGUGGAAAAGGAGCGUGCAGCAACUGAGGAGCUGAUGGCUAUUAAGGCCCAGCUGGCCUCACUGGAGUCCCAGAAUUCCCUGCUUCGACAAGAGAAAGGGCGUCUCCACGGUCAGCUGGACGCAGAGAAGACCAGGCGGGAGAAACUGGAGGAUGACAGCAGCAGGGAGCAUGUGGAGCUGGAUAAUCUGAGGGGAGAGCACACUCGAACACAGGAGGAGGCCAAGAAGGAGAAGCUCCUCCUGACCAAUCAGCUGGAGAUGGAGAAAAUGAAGGUGGAGCAAGAGAAGAAGAAAUGCUACCUAGCACAAGAGGCCCUGAAGGAAAAGGUAGAUCUAUUUGUCAAUGAGCGGAAGGUAUUGGUUCACUCUGUGGGUGAGCCCCCAGCCUCAUCCACCCCCUCCCUGUCCCGUUCCAGCUCCAUCAGUGGGGUAGACCACGCCGGCCUGCACUCCUCCUUCUCCCAGGAGGACUCUCUGGGUCACUCAUUGGGGACGAUGACGAUGUCUAUGAGUGGGACCAACCUGUACGAGGCGGCUCGGCUCAGUGGAGGCUCCAGCAUCAUAGAGAACCUGCAAUCCCAGCUCAAACUCAGAGAGGGAGAGAUAGCACAGCUACAGCUGGAGAUUGCUAGUCUGGAGAGGACUCGCUCGUCCAUGGCGGAGGAGAUGGUCAGAUUGACCAAUCAGAAUGAGGAGAUGGAGGACAGUGUGAAGGAGAUCCCCACACUGAAAGUACAACUUCAGGAGCUGGAGCAGAGACACAACACCAUCCUCCAGAUGUAUGGAGAGAAGGCUGAGGAGGCAGAGGAGCUGAGACUCGACCUGGAGGACGUCAAGAACAUGUUCAAAACCCAGAUUGACGAACUGCUCAAGAACCAGAAGUAGACUGUUCCAUCUAACAUCCAGACCAUACACAGAUACAAUAAACUCUUUUUUUUAGAAGUGCAUUUACUGUAAAGGAUGGGAAAAGAAGAGUUAAUGCACCUUUUUAUUUCUGAUUACAGAACAGUUAUUGUUUUCUUUAGGUUUUCCAUCACUGUCUCUAAAGGAAGGGACAUUUGAAAAUCUGUCAUAUUAUUUUAACAAUUAGAAUCAAACUAUUUAAGUGGGAUAUGAUGGGUAACAAAUCAAUAUCUUAACAUGUACUGAUAUGAAGGAUAGUCACAAUUAAUAUUCUACAUUCAUCAUUUACUAGUUCCUUUGCAUUGAUUCAUAACCCAACAGCCUGUUAAACAGAUUGUUUUAGAUGUCAUUGUCCUUUAUUGUGAUCAACUGGCUUCCUUUUUCACUUUGUGUGUAGUGGGAUGAUUCAGAAUGGACUAUCAAGUUAUAUUGACAGUCUCAAUCCCCUUGACCCCAGCAUCCUAAUUGUCAUCAGUGUGUAUGUUUCUGAAAACUGUACAUCUUACUUUAGGAUGAAAGAACAGAAAGAGUAAAGAUUUGAUAUAUUGCUUGUUUGCAUUUGCUUCAGAGGUGUCACGUGUAGACAACCAAACGUUGCCUUUGGUGUGUAUCAGUGACUAGGAAAUCUGUAGAAUUGAAAGUUAUACUGUGUUGAGGCAAGGCAAGGAUAAUCUGCAGAUAUCUCAUAGGCAUUUUCUUUAAUUUAAAAAGAAAGCUAUUUAAUCUCAUGUUAACAUAGAUAAUGGUAUAAGAUGGAUGUUUACUCUAAAAUGUUUGUUCUUUCCCUUGCUGGGUUUCUGUCCAAAUUCAAACAAUUAACUGUUAUAACAAAUAUAUCAAAAAGAAAGAAUAUUGCACAGUGGUAUGUAGUCAAUAGUUUACAGGUUUCUUCACAAAUCACACAUGGGGCAUAGACAUGAAGUUAGAAACACUGUUGAUUUACAAGAUUCUCGGGUCUAAAAUGUAGAGUCUGUAAAUAAACAUUUAUUGGGGUGGGGA
This is a messenger RNA of Oncorhynchus kisutch (coho salmon), 4994 nucleotides long. RefSeq names its product TATA element modulatory factor 1 (gene tmf1). The coding region runs from base 459 to 3977 and encodes 1172 amino acids. The transcript is spliced from 15 exons. NCBI's taxonomy places the organism in Eukaryota, Metazoa, Chordata, Actinopteri, Salmoniformes, Salmonidae. The record is from RefSeq and is a predicted model, not a curated record. Gene Ontology annotation, cellular component: Golgi apparatus; endoplasmic reticulum.